Molecule: messenger RNA, 4859 nt
Organism: Ahaetulla prasina
Lineage: Eukaryota; Metazoa; Chordata; Lepidosauria; Squamata; Colubridae
Product: butyrophilin subfamily 2 member A2-like
Exons: 8
Coding region: 128-1585 (485 amino acids)
Molecular function (GO): protein binding
Source: RefSeq, a predicted model, not a curated record
ACAAGUUCCCUCCCUCUUUGCUCCACCAUCCCCAAGACUUCUUCAAGCCAAGCAUGGGCUGGGUGGCGUGUGCAAAGAAUAUCUAGAUCACCUCCCAGUCCUCCCAUUUUUCCACUGCUGGUUGUCAAUGGAGGAAAAAUGCGCCUACGUUCCUAUGUGCCUUGAAGACCAGAAUAAGAAAACAAGGGAAGUGAAAACCUUCAGUUGUGUUUCCAAAAUGAAUUAUUUCCUGUUUAUUUUCACCACUUUCUUAGUUAUUCUACCUGUUAACAAUGGCAAUCCAAUGCAGCCGACAUUGCUUGGACCACAUCACCCAGUCACUGCCUCUCUGAGGGACACCAUUGUGCUACACUGUCAUCUAUCCCCCAGAACAAAUGUCCAGAAUAUGGAGAUUACUUGGUUCCGCUCCCAAAAUUCUUCCUAUAUACACCUUUAUCGCAGUGGGAAAGAUCAUCUGGAACGGCAGCAGCCAGAAUACCGAGGAAGAACCGAAUUUUUAAAAGAUGGCAUUGUGGAUGGAAAGAUUGGGCUGAAGAUUUUUAACAUUAGCCUAUUUGAUGAGGGACACUACCACUGCUCUGUUAAGAAUGGGAGUUUCCAACAGGAAGCCACAUUAGAUAUGAAAGUGACGGCAUUAGGGCCUGCUCCUCUCCUUUCCAUUGAAGGUUAUCAGGACAGAGGGAUCCGAGUGGUUUGUCGCUCCAGUGGCUGGUAUCCAAAGCCUGAAGUCCUGUGGAGAGAACUCAAUGGGAGGCUUCUAUCUUCGUUGGCAAAAAAAGAUUUACAAAGAAAUGAUGGGACGUUCGAUGUAGAAGCUGACAUCAUUCUAAAAGGAAGCUCAAACUUGACUUGUGUCAUUAGAAACAGCCUCCUUGAUCUGGAAAAGGAGUCAACCAUCCACAUAACAAAUCACUUCUUCCCCAAAAUGUCAUCCUGGAUAGUAGCUCUAUGUUUUUCCCUAAUGGCUGUGGUUGGAUUUUCUAUAUUUACUUUUUACCUACAGAACAAAUACAGAAAGCUGGUCACUGAACUGAAUUGGAGGAACAUGGUGAUACCAAUAGAAAAAGCAAACAUAGUUCUGGAUCCAGAAACGGCCAACCACGACCUGAUCCUGUCUGCAGACCAGAAAACUGUCAUACAGGGAUUCAUGUGGCAGAGCCUACCAUACAGUCCUAAAAGAUUUAACAUGGAGCGCUGUGUCCUGGGAAGGGAGGGAUUUUCCUCCGGGAAGCAUUAUUGGGAAGUAGAAGUUGGAGAGGAUGGGUAUUGGGCCUUGGGGGUGGCUAGAAAUUCCAUGAAGAGGAAGGGAAAGCUCAUCCUUGUCCCAGAAGAAGGAAUCUGGGCAGUGGGAAAAGAUCGGAUCCAAUACAAAGCUCUUACCCUACCCAAGACCCCCCUGACUCUGAAGAAGAAGCCCAGGAAACUGGGAGUUUACUUGGAUUAUGAGAUGGAACUAGUUGCCUUUCAUGAUGUCAAUCACCAAAAGCAUAUAUUCACCUUCUUCUCAGCUGCGUUCAAUGGGGAAGAAGUCUUCCCCUUCUUAUAUGUAGGGGUAGGGUGCUGGCUUAGACUGUGUCCUUCAUGACUUUCCUUUAAGAGAGGUUCAAUCAGAAAAUUGAAUGCAGUAGAGUUCACAUUAUAUGGCACUAGACAGAGACAGGCAGUUCAUUUUCCAUAUCAUGCAAGGGCUGUAGAUUGUCAAAUAGGGAUCACUUCUUCUUACUGCAGCUUUACAAUCAUGGAAAGGGUGAAACGUGUGAGGUCUUAACUAGGCGGAAGGAUGUCACUCAUCUCAAGCAAGAAAAAGUUGGAGGUCAGCCUUUUCUACAGUAUAUCUUACUUACCUGCUGCUGAUUUACCUCAAGUUGUUUCCUCUACUUGACCCCCACAAGCUUGGAAGUAGAUCAGGAAUGGAGAAACAACCUUUGAGCGAUAGGCUAAGGUGGUACAUGUGCGUUAUUAUGUGUAUUAAGUGAGGGGGGCAACAUUUUUGGCAGUCCAGGAUUAUACUCUAAAACUUUUUUUUUUUAGCCUCCAUGAGAAUGACAUCUUAGGUCGAAUAUGGUAGUGACAUAGUGAGGAGUGGAGGCUAAAAUGUUAAGCCUUUAUUUUUAUUUUUUCAGAUUUGCUUUUAAAAUAGAAUACUGUAUUAAUGCAAUGGGAGGCUUACUGCACCUGCCAUGAGGCUUGUUUUUUAAAUAUAUAUAAAAAUAUAAAAUUCUUGUUCUUAUAAUUCAGCAAAUUAGGGCUGGGUUUGGGAAGCAUUAUCUGGAUAGCUCUGAAAAUAAAAUUGAGAGAGGCAGGCUGAACAGCAUGUAGCCCACAGGUUGCCUCUCAUGAACAAAAGGAAGGGAAUUCACAGGGUGGGAGAGCAGGAAAGGGUACCGUUAGUCCUCGCUUAACAACCACAUCUGGGACUGGCACUAUCACUAAGUUGAAUGAAAGUGAAUAUACAUCUAUUCUCCCAGGAUAAUCUUGCAGGAUCCAAAUUGGGUCAGUCACCGGGACCAGAGGGUUAGUUUUCUGAGCUUUUGGACUGUGCUGGAGCCCAUCCUCAGGGAACUUCUUUUUAGCAGAGUUUGUGUUUUGGGCUAUUCCUUGUGUGGUAUUUAGAUGGUGCCUGUUGUGUGUGACUUUUUAGUUGUUGAUUGGGGUGUUGAUAGCUGGCUAUUAAGUCCAUGGCUAUCUUUCCCUUGUGCUGCCAAAUCCUCCCCUCCUAAGUACUUGAUAAGCACUCCUGGUCCAUCUCUAAGUGCCUGGAUCAUUAAGUGAGACAUCCCAUGACCACAAUUUGUGAUUUCACUGCUUGCUUAAUUCUGCUUGUUGGAAGCCAGUUAUGAAGCAUAUUAAUGGCAAUCUUGGAGUUGCUGGAUGCUGCAAUGGUCAUAAAUGUAAGGGUUGGUCACAAAACUGGGGGUUUGUUUUACACCAUCAUUAACUUUGAAUGGUCGCUAAACAAGGCAGUUGGUAAGCAAGGACUAUUUGUACUGAAAUGACAGAAUAAUUGCAUGCAUACAAGCACAGUUCCUCCUCUCAAACAACUUCAUCUUUUGGGCACUCCUUCUGUUAAUGCCCCUCACCCUGCCCCAAGCUGGAGCUGAAUGACAAUGGGAAACUAUAUGAUUUACAUCCUGAGUGCUGUUUUAGAGAAAAACCAGAUUAAGCUUCAAGAGGAAAGGGCUAUUCAUAGAAUGCUUUGUAUCUGAUGAGUUGUAUCCUCAAAGGAGAAUGUGAAGCAAUUUGGUGAAGAAGUUCAAAAUGGAAUUUUUCUCCACAAUUUUUAAAAGCAAGGGACUUCUGGGGAAGAAAAGGUGAAUUGAAGUUGGCUCUGUUUUCAGCAACAGCUGCAGCAGAAUAAAGAACCAGUGAGUAGACCAGUUCUUCGUACUUCAUCUCUGGACAAAGAAAGGACUUGAGAUAGCCCACAAGUGUUUCAUACAAUUGCUUCUUGUGAGAAGGCUGCAAGACAACAGUUUCUGGGGGUGUUUAGAGCUGUGGGAGAUGCAGAAAAACCAGCUUUGCUCAAACUGGGGUCAUUGCCUUUAAAAGAACAGUGGGUUUGCAUAGUUCCUUUUCUAAUCAAUUUUGGAAAUUGUUUAACUGCUUUGUUGGGUAGCCAAUACGCUGGCUCUGUAAACCGCUUAGAGAGGCCUGUAAAGCAGUGUAAAGCGCUGUAUAAAACUAAGUGCUAUUGCUAUUAGGAACCUUUGGAUCAGCAGAUUUUAUAGCAUUAUUGAGUUUUCUUCAAUCCUUAGAGAAAGUAGUUUCAAAUACAAAUCUAAGAAUUAAGUAUUUUGGAAUAAAUUAAAAAAAGGGGGUGACUGGAACUUUGAUUUAGGAAAGUUAUACAUUGACUAAGGGUUAAGAAUGUUUAGAAAUAAGAUUUUGGAAUUAAUUAUAAGAAUUCUUCCUGUGGGAAAAUGCUUUUUAAAUUCUCUUAAAAACAUGAUAAACCAACAAUAAACUAAGAGUCACCUGAAUAAAUUUUCUAUAUUAAAUUUACAAAAGUCGUAUUAAAGUUUUGAAAAAUUUCACGAAAAGGGACAAAAUAAAAAUUAAAAGAAAUCAACUUCUAGGACAUCGAUUGACAGGACUAAAGAUCGAGAUUGUUAAAAGGAAGUUGGUUUAUUUGAUCAAGAUUAAAAUAGAUAUAGUAAUAUCUCUGGCAACCCUUAAUGAACUUUUGCUGAUCAGGACUGAAAGAUGAAACUUUAAAGAACUUGUUUAUAGAUAAGAUAUAGGAAGAAGACAGCAUUUGCUGUAUUUUAAGGGAAGAUAAGUUGUUAAAAUUAUUUAUACUUGUGAUGAAGGAGGAUGGCACUUCUUUAUUUAUCUUUAUUAUAUAUUUUUCUUUUCUUUUUUCUUUUUUUUACCUAUUCCUUAAAUAUAUGCUUAUUUUUUCCUUUUCAAUAUUUUUAUUUUUUAUUUUUCUGCAUUUUGUAUUUUUCUUUAUUCAUUUCUUUUAAUUUGUAUCUUUUUAAUUUUAAUUUCUAAUAAAUUUACCACUUUUUAAAAAGCUAGCUACAAGGAGACUUAUAUAUACCCACAUAGGAAUGGAAAAUAGGUCACAAAAGAUUGUUGCUAUUUCAGUUGUUCUUCUCUCUAUUGAUCUUUUAAGGACUCAUAAGUUAAUAAUAAUGAGGUAUAUAUGCUGAUAUCUGCUUAUUGAGAGAAAAAUCCUCUCUUAAUCAAAUAAAAAUCUACUGUAAAAAAAGGUAGCUCUCUGAUAUAUUCUGACUCAGAUGGAAAACUUUCCAAGUAUGUAUUUGUGUGUAUAGCUCUAAAUGAAGCUUCAUUUAUUUGAAAUGCUCUGUCUUCAUGUAAUUUUAUAUUAUUAAAAUAUAUUUGAAAUAAAAGAA